CAUUUGCCGCUCUUGCCACAGAGAAGAUGUCAUGUGGGUAUGAAGACGACACACACCAUGACCUGCUGACAUCAUCACACAUCCCCUUUUACUCUCCUAAAAAAUGGCUUCGCCCAGCUGGUUUUCACCGUGGCGACGGUCGCUGCUGCUUAUCCUUGCUACCUGUUUCCUGUCUGAGUCCGCCUCGAGCACGCACUUCCCCAGAGACCUGGAGCCAAUAAGUGUGGUCGGCUCGGCACAGGUGUACCAGUUUCCAGGCUUCCAGGGUCUGCUUCAGGACAACGACACCCUGCGUCUGGGUCUGGACUUUCAGAGGCUGCUGCGCAUCAACCACAUGCUGUACAUCGCUGCCAGGGAUCACGUGUUUGCAGUGAACCUGACGACAGCUUCAGAAGAGUUUUUCCCUCAGCUGAAGCUGACUUGGCGAUCUGAAGACGUCAGCAAGUGUACGGUCAGAGGAAAGAAUAGCGACGAGUGCUACAACUACGUCAAAGUGCUGGUGCCGCGAGAUGACGAGACGCUGUUCGCCUGCGGUACCAACGCCUUCAACCCCACCUGCAGGAACUACAAGAUGGCGUCCCUGGAGCAGGUGGGGGAGGAAGUGGUGGGUCAGGCCCGCUGUCCCUUUGAGUCUGGGCAGUCCAAUGUGGGACUGUUUGCUGGCGGAGACUUCUACUCGGCCACCAUGACGGACUUCCUGGCCAGCGACGCCGUCAUCUACCGCAGCCUUGGGGAUGGCCGGCCCGUCCUCAGGACCGUCAAGUACGACUCCAAGUGGCUCCGAGAGCCUCACUUUCUGCAUGCCAUCGACUACGGUAACUACGUAUACUUCUUCCUCAGUGAGAUCGCUGUGGAGUACACCGCCCUGGGCAAGGUGGUGUUUUCUCGAGUCACCCGGGUCUGUAAGAACGAUAAUGGAGGAUCUCCCAGAGUUCUGGAAAGAUACUGGACUUCUUUUCUCAAGGCUCGUCUGAACUGCUCGGUUCCCGGAGAUUCGUUCUUCUACUUCGACAUUCUUCAGUCCCUCACCAACGUGCUGCAGAUUAACCAGAGGCCCGCUGUGGUGGGGGUCUUCACCACGCAGGACAACAGUAUUCCUGGCUCAGCAGUCUGUGCGUUCUACAUGGACGACAUAGAGAGCGUCUUCGAUGGAAAGUUCAAGGAGCAGCGGACCAGCGACUCCUCCUGGACUCCAGUCCCUGAGGAGCAGGUUCCCAGACCCAGGCCCGGUACAUGUACCGGUGAUGGUCCGGCUGUGGACUACAAAUCAUCGGUUCAGUUCCCCGACGAGAUGCUGAUGUUUAUCAAGUCGUACCCUCUGAUGGACGAAGCUGUUCCAUCUGUCAACCACCGGCCCUGUUUCACCAGGACUUCGAGCAGGUCCAAGCUGAGCCAGAUAGUGGUGGAUGUGUCUGCCGGGCCGUACAAGGACCGCACAGUGAUGUUCCUGGGUUCAGACGAUGGCCGAGUCCUGAAGCUUCUGACCAGCACACAUCCUAACGACAGCUUCGGAUCCAAACUGCUGGAGGACAUCCAUGUCUACAAUCCAUCCAAGUGUAAUGUUCAGGGUCAGGAGGACAGAAGGGUUCUGGCUCUGGAGCUGGAUAAGGAGCGCCAUGCGUUGUUCGUAGCGUUCAGUAGCUGUGUGAUCAGAGUGCCGCUCAGCCGCUGCAGCCAGCAUGGAGCCUGUAGAAGAGCCUGCCUGGCCUCCCGUGACCCAUACUGCAUCUGGCUGCGCACCGGGAGCUGUGCCAACAUGGCGCCAGGUUUCAAGGCCGGGUUUGAACAGGAUAUUGAAGGUGACCACUUGUUUCAUCAGGACAGCUGUCAUGUUAAUGUGUUGGCAACUGUACGGAACCAGGAGUCUGCGGCCGACUCAGCCUAUGGUGUCCGUGGUUUUCCAGAGAUGGAGCAUGCUGCUGCUAACGUCCACUACACCCUGCUGCUGGCUUGCGUGUUGGUGGCCUUCUCGCUGGGCGCCAUCUUGUCGGGCUUCCUGGUGUCGUGGUACUGGAGCCGCAGCGCCACUCAGCAGGCCAGGAGGAUGGGGAAAGACCCCGAGGUCCCGCACACCUUAUCUCUACGGUCCCUCGCCAAGCUCAAUGGACUGCUGGACGGACAGAAAAAGGAGGACAAACAUGACGUGUCCAUCCUGAAGAUGUACAGCUCCUUUAUCCCCAACGGCGGCGCAGAGCCUCACCUCAACACUCCUGCGCACGCGGGCCUGCCGCUGGGAGACCCCGAGCUCAGCCUCUCCCUGUCUCUGUCUCAGGGAGAUGGAGAUCUGUCCGGCCUGCCCACGCCUGUCUCUACCCCCGAGCUCCCCAUCAAGAACAUGAAGGCCCUGCGGCACCAUCAGUAUGAGAGGAACCAGAACUGCAACAACGCGGCGGACAGCAGCCACAAACCUACGCCGUGUGGCUCCACAUCCAGUCUGGGUUUCAUGGCUGUUGUCAGGAACUCUAUGACACAGCAGGUGUUCCCCUUCUCUCAUCACCAUGGCAACAGUUUGAACAAUGUAGCAGCACAUGGAGCCGCUACCUCUUCAACUUCACUGCAUCUGCCUGAUGAAAGGAACAUCUUGAAUGAUGAGCAGGCAGCAGAAGGCGGAGGACUACCUCAUCAUCACCUCUCCCAGCAGUCCCUGCCCCAGAGAGGGGGGGGGGCAUCCGCGCUGGACGAGCUCCUCAAACACAUCCACGAGGUGAGCGCGUCAGGAACCGGCGGCAUCAAGGUGCUCACCUCCACCUCCUCAUCUGGAGCACAUCAUCAUAAUCACCACCCUUAUUAUAAUAAUAAUCCCCACAGCCAGACCAGCACCCACUACUACAGCCACAGCCAUCACCAUAGCAACCACCACAACAAUAACAGCAGCAACGGCGUUCACCAUCAGCAGCAGCAGAUCCCUGAGAACGACUCAGCUCCAUAUUACAGCACCUCCACUCUGCCAAGGGAUGCUCCCACUCAGAACUCCUCCUCCUCUGCUUCUUCUUCCUCGUCAUCCUCUGACAACCCCACCUCUUCCACCUCCAUCCAGUCAUCCAACUCUACUUCCUCCUCAACGGCACUCCAGCAGCAGGUGAUUCCAGAAAGACCAGGAAGAACAAGUGUCUCAGUCACACGCCACCACUCCCAGCGCCACUUGCUCAUCAAGAUGGGCAGCGGGGGCCGUGCCGCGCCGCGUCACCACAGCUUCAACCAACGGACGCCGCAGCAGGCACACUUUUUGGCCAGGAUGAACACCAACAGCAGCAGCAACGGACCUCCAGGCGACAGCAUGGCGGCUGACAUGAGCAGAAAUGCCAAAUGCGAGAGGCAGGGGCCUCCAGUCGCCAGCGCCUGCCUGACGCGGCAGCACAGUUACAGUGAAGGGCCACAUGUGCAGCGGGCGGCAACCGUCCGGAGAACACUCUCGCUUAAACCCGAGGUCCCGCCAAAACCGCUGUUCCUUCCAAACACAGCGACAUCAUCAAUGGCAGAGGCGGGAACAUUCAAAUACUGAGACUAUAGGAGGCUUCUUCAGUCAGCACUCUGAAUUGUCUGCAGGGAUUGUGAGAAAUUGCUAAAUUGAUGCAACGAAUGACACAAAAGAGUCCUAAUUAAAACCCCUUCAAGCACGAGGGGACUGCUAAUGGCAACCUUCACCUCACCAUAGACUGCGGAUAAAAACUGGCGAGUCUGAAAAACAUUCCAGAAGCGGGGUGAAAGAUGUUAAUGAUUUAAAAGGAGUUAAGGCUUGAGAUGGCCUAAUAAAAAUCCAUGAUUAAUGCAGUUUUCUUAUGAGCGCUUUGAUCUGCUGUCCGGAUUGCACCUUGGCACAGCGCCGGAUUUGAUUUGCAAAGAUUAAUAAAGCAGGGAAUUGUACUGUUGCGGCCCUAACAUGAACUGAAUCUCGGACUGUGGGAGUGUUCACUCUCCUUUUCUGUGAUUAAACGAGUACAAACCCAGAAAAAACCCACUGAAAUUAGGUUUUUGUUAUCAUGUUCGAUGGAACACAUCAGCAUCAUAGGAAAAAGACGGUUCUGCUUCAUGAGCUGUAGUCAAACAUUUAAAUAUGGGGAUCCAGUUAAGGGCAGCUGCCACUGAUAGUACAUAGUGAGUCCAUAUUGGGAUCUGAGACACAAUUACAACCUAAAUGGAGCGUUGGAUGUUAACUUAAAGGGGACCUAUCAUGCAAAAUGCACUUUUUGAUGUCUUUUAUACAUAAAUAUGUGUCCCCGGUGUGGAGAUGUGUCACAUUUUUCAUGGGCGCAACCCAUACUCAGCUCUGCUGCUCAUCCCACAAAUGCAUGUUCGUCACAAAUGUGGCACCAUUAAAAAUGGAAAUAAACAGGCUUUCCAAUGGUAUAAGAUGUAUUGCCAAGAAGCAUUGUUACAACAAAGAAAUAAUCUACCAAACACAGAUUUCCUUACUUUUUGUGUUAAGUUUAUAUGGUACAGAGCUAAGAUGGAUAUCUGAUUAAUUAUCCCUUCCAUUUAGAAAUUCAUGCACUCAGUCCUCUACUUAAAGUCUGUAAUUUGUAUGUUUAAAUUACUGAAUUGAUUGUCUUACUAAUUAAUAUUAAUAUUUAAUGUAUAAUUGUUCUCAAAUGACUAAAUUUGCCCACUCUCUUUUGCAUUUGUCUUUAUCUAUCAAGAGCUUCCAAAGCUCAGAGCUGACUCUUUAUAAUGUGAUCUAUAAGAUAUGUUUAAAAAUAUGUUAAAAUGUAUAAAACUGCAUUAAAUCCAAGAGGCUGUUAUCAAUUUAUUAUCAAUAUCAAUCAAGAUCAAAUGUUUUCUCGUCAACUGCACUGAGCUAUGUAGUUUUGACAGGACUUUUCCAGAUGCCGGAAAAUCAGAAGGGGAACCUACAGAGCAGGAGAGACAGCUCUUCUGUUUCUCUUACCUCUGCUGCAGCGGGCUUCAUUUACAUUGUUUUCACUGUACAAUUGACUAUAACACAGUUUUAUCAACUACUGUUUUACAUUUGCAACCAUAAUAUAAAAAACAAGCAAUACACAUUGAAGUAACCAUGGUAGCAACACAUCUCCAUGACCUGCAUGAUUGUAUAGAGGCAACUCGUGUAGGCCCAAAUAUUUCACUCAAAAUGGACACGCUCAUGUAA
Molecule: messenger RNA, 5104 nt
Organism: Trematomus bernacchii (emerald rockcod)
Lineage: Eukaryota; Metazoa; Chordata; Actinopteri; Perciformes; Nototheniidae
Product: semaphorin-6D-like
Biological process (GO): axon guidance; negative chemotaxis; neural crest cell migration
Molecular function (GO): chemorepellent activity; semaphorin receptor binding
Source: RefSeq, a predicted model, not a curated record